This is a messenger RNA of Lachancea dasiensis, 2076 nucleotides long. NCBI's taxonomy places the organism in Eukaryota, Fungi, Ascomycota, Saccharomycetes, Saccharomycetales, Saccharomycetaceae. The record is from the annotation of a GenBank genome assembly.
AUGGUAGAUCCUGAUCAUAGCUUGAGUAAAAAGCUAGAACAAGCUUUCAUCGAUUAUGAGGAUGAUAAAGAUGCGCUUUCUCUAGUGACCGUGAUAGACUUGUAUGGAAGCGAAAUUAACAAAGAGGGGACAAUAAAAGAGAAGGCGAGGUUCUUGGAGACCAUAUUGACCAAUUUGAAAAGCUCCUCAAGUGUCAUUGAGAGUAUCGGAUGGGAUCUUCCCAAGAUGCUCAUCAAUUUUUUGGUGAUGAAAAACGUGGAUUUGGACCAGCCCCUCUCGCACAACGUUCUUGUGUCAACGACGCUGAAGUGCUUCAACGAAAUCGCACUGCGUGGAAAUGCUAAGGAAUGCUUUCUAACGGGAUGCGAACUGCUUGGUGGUUUACAACUAGAGACUUUUGAAAAAGGGCAUUCCGGUUCUUCUGAUGACGAAACGGAAGAGGAGGAGGCUGCUGAAAGCGAAACUGACGGCACAGUAUCCAGUGAAACAUUUCAAGAACAUGUGAGCGUGGAAGAGAAGCCCUCAACUGAGGAAUCACAACUUCCAAAUUUGCUGAGGGAGCCGGAGGAAUUCGCCCUGGAACUUCAGCUACAUGCCUUGAUGGAGCUUGUAAACACGACUUUAAAACGAAUCCAUACAUGUUAUCCUUCUCGAUUUUUGGCAACGGCCGUAGGGGCAAUUCUCAGCUUUGUGAAAUUCAAUGGUCCAAAGAUUGACGAUGUUCCCUUUAUUCUUCGGAGGGUUUACAACUUUUGCAGAACAUAUAUACCCCCUCAAUCACAAGAAGAGGUUACCGAAAAGUUAUCAUCAGAGGAACACCUCAAGCUGAUGGAGGACGAAGAGGCUCUGGAGCGUAGACUCCUCCAAUGCCUUUUGACACACGCCUUGGGUCAGGCGGUGCGGGAGCGAACAAUAAUGUCGUCGCCACAAUAUUUUUUCGACCUAAAGAAGGCGGACAGCUCAAGGUUAGAUUAUGAUCAGCGUCGCGAUUUGCGUGAGGCGGUGUCAAGAUUCCAUCAACUUGCAUAUUCAUUCGACAUUGACGUCGAGAAAGAAUUUCGCGCGCUGUGUAUCGAAGAAUCUAAGAGCAUCUACAACUCUCUACCCAAUGACUCGGAGUUUGUAAAUGAAGCGGCCAAAAAUGGAAUAACCCAAUUAAUUUAUCAACUCUCUUACACCUAUGGCGUUCAAAAGAGGCUCAAUGAGAAAAAUUUGGCGUUAGAUCCUCAUGGUAUCCUAGCUAUAGCUACUUUUCAUUAUGAAGAGACUGGUCAAGUUCUUUGCACAGAUGUUAGGGUCGAUGAAGCGAUUUACAUGUAUUUGAGAUUUUUCACCCCUGAGGUAAUGUCACAGACCGAGAGACAUCGCUACGCGGUUGAUUGUUGCCAGUUUUGGCUCUGGAGAGCCGUUACCAGCGCAAGCUGUCAAAAAAACCAGGAAAUUUUAAGAUUAAUGCCAGGUUAUCUUCUAUCUACAUUCUUACAGAUUUUGUUGCUCAAGGCCUUCCAUGAGACUCUAGAUGUAGUGCGGAUGGUCGCCUUCACCUUUAUCACCAGAAUGAUGUGCUUAAUACCAGAGGGUGUUUCUUUUGAAUUUGUUAAAGAUACCCUGCUCAACUGCCCAUUUAGUGACCUAAAAUGCUGCGUAUUAGGAAUUCUCAAAGACCUAAUGUUAAACACUCGAUACUCAGUCACAGAUGUAACGGAGAAGCUAUCGACUUUUAAGGUAUCUAGCGAUACACAAGAGGAGCCGGCUCAAGGUAAGCCUGCCCUACCUCCUCGAUCUUAUAUUAUCAUCAGCGAAGACAGAAUGGCUUCGGUUCACAGCUUAGCUAUGAUGAGCUUCGAAGAAACAAUUACAUCGCCUGUCAAAGCUAAUCUCAGGUUGACCUUGAGGUACUUGAACUUCUUCAUUAGUUUGAGACUCAAGUGGGACUAUGUGCUCUUAUGUGAGAUCGAGAAGAAAGUAAGUGAAGUGGUAGAAAAGCUUGGUGAUGAUUCUCAACCGGAGCUGGGAUUUAUUGAGAUAGCUAACAAUAGCCUCCUGUCAUACCUCAGAGAAAAAAAAGCAGGAUAA